AUGGCACUCUUGACCGUCCAUCAAUUGGCUUUCAUUUCCGGCCUCUUAGGUAACGUUGUGUCCUUCCUGGUGUUCUUGGCCCCCGUGCCUACAUUUUAUAAAAUCUACAAGAAAAAAACAUCAGAAGGGUACCAGUCAAUACCCUAUUCGGUGGCACUCUUCAGUGCAGUGUUGCUCUUGUACUACGCCAUCGUCAAGACCAAUGCAUUUUUUAUCGUUAGCAUCAACGGCAUCGGAACCGUCAUAGAGACAAUCUACCUUGUAAUCUACUUCGUAUACGCACCCAAGAAGGAGAAGCUUUUCACGAUGAGGUUGGUUCUGCUGUUUAACGUGGGGUGCAUGAGCUUCGUGGUGCUAUUCACUUUGCUAUUCGUUAAGGGCCCAAACAAAGUUACCGUGGUGGGAUCGAUUUGUGCCGCUGUCAACCUUGCUGUUUUUGCUUCCCCUCUUUGCGUCAUGGGGCAAGUGAUAAGAACCAAGAGCGUAGAGUUCCUGCCGGUCACUCUUUCAUUUUUCCUCACGCUCUGCGCCACAUCCUGGUUCUUCUACGGCUUCUUCGUCAAAGAUUUCUACAUCGCUAUUCCGAACGUGGUGGGUUUCCUGCUUGGGAUCGCACAAAUCAUACUGUACUUCAUCUACAAGGACGCGAAGAAGGACAAGAAGAUCGCCGGGGAGAAGGCCAUGCAUGCUGCGACUGAUCAGAAGCGAGGAGAGGUGGAGAUGGAACCCAUUGUUUGA
Messenger RNA from Diospyros lotus (date-plum), 738 nucleotides. Its product is annotated as bidirectional sugar transporter NEC1-like. NCBI's taxonomy places the organism in Eukaryota, Viridiplantae, Streptophyta, Magnoliopsida, Ericales, Ebenaceae. Gene Ontology annotation, biological process: carbohydrate transport. The record is from RefSeq and is a predicted model, not a curated record. Gene Ontology annotation, cellular component: membrane. Bases 1 to 738 code for a protein of 245 amino acids. The transcript has 6 exons. Gene Ontology annotation, molecular function: sugar transmembrane transporter activity.